AUGGCGACGGUGGUGCUGGAAGCCGAGUCGGAGCCGUCUUGCAGCCUCCCCGGGGCCGUCCCCCCCUCGCCCAGCCUGUCUCACCGCUUCCUCGACAGCAAAUUUUAUCUGCUGGUCGUGGUGGGCGAGCUGGUCACCGAGGAGCAUCUGAGGCGAGCCAUAGCCAACAUCGAGCGAGGAAUCCGAUCAUGGGAUACAAAUCUAAUUGAAUGCAACUUGGAUCAAGAACUUAAGCUUUUUGUGUCUCGCCAUUCUGCUCGGUUCUCUCCUGAUGUACGAGGUCAGAAAAUCCUUCACCACCGAAGUGAUGUCUUAGAAACUGUAGUUCUGAUUAACCCUUCAGAUGAAGCUGUCAGCACUGAGGUGCGUUUAAUGAUCACAGAUGCUGCAAGGCACAAGCUCCUGGUACUAACUGGGCAGAGCUUUGAAAAUACUGGCGAGCUUAUUCUCCAGUCAGGAUCUUUCUCAUUUCAAAACUUUAUUGAGAUCUUCACUGACCAAGAGAUUGGAGAAUUAUUGAGUACUACACACCCUGCCAACAAAGCCAGUUUAACGCUUUUUUGUCCUGAGGAAGGGGAUUGGAAAAAUUCAAACCUUGACAGGCACAAUCUUCAAGACUUCAUCAACAUUAAACUCAACUCUUCUUCUAUCUUGCCUGAAAUGGAAGGACUUUCUGAAUUUACAGAGUACUUGUCAGAAUCAGUGGAAGUGCCAUCGCCUUUUGAUAUUUUGGAGCCACCAACAUCAGGGGGUUUCCUGAAGCUUUCUAAGCCUUGCUGUUACAUUUUCCCAGGUGGAAGGGGAGACUCUGCAUUGUUUGCAGUUAAUGGAUUUAACAUGCUUAUUAAUGGAGGAUCAGAGAGAAAAUCUUGCUUCUGGAAACUCAUUCGACAUUUGGACAGAGUGGAUUCCAUUCUGCUCACACACAUCGGAGACGACAACCUUCCAGGAAUUAAUAGCAUGCUACAAAGGAAAAUAGCAGAAUUAGAAGAGGAGCAGUCCCAAGGUUCUACUACCAACAGUGACUGGAUGAAAAAUCUAAUAUCACCUGACCUGGGAGUUAUAUUUCUCAAUGUCCCUGACAGCCUGGGGAACCCUGAUCCAAAUUUUCGGUUAAAAAGAAGUGUGGAGGAAGCAUGUUUCACGCUACAGUAUUUAAAUAAGCUGUCUAUGAAACCGGAACCUCUAUUCAGAAAUGUAGGCAAUACCAUUGAUCCUAUCAUCCUUUUUCAAAAAAUGGGAGUAGGAAAGCUUGAAAUGUAUGUGCUCAACCCUGUCAAAAAUAGCAAAGAUAUAAAUUAUUUUAUGCACCAAUGGACUGGCACAAGUAAAGAUAAAGCUGAACUGGUGUUACCAAAUGGUCAAGAGAUAGACAUUCCCAUUUCCUACUUGACCUCGAUCUCAUCUUUGAUUGUAUGGCAUCCCGCAAACCCUGCUGAGAAAAUAAUACGAGUUCUUUUCCCAGGAAACAGUACUCAGUAUAGCAUACUAGAUGGACUAGAAAAACUCAAACAUUUAGACUUCCUUAAGCAACCAACAGUUACACAGAAGGACCUAACUGGUAACUUGACUAGUCCAGCAGUAAAGCAAGCAAAACUUAAGCAGCGAACAGACAGUAAGGAAAGUCUGAAACCUGCCACAAAAUUACUGUCUAGCAAGACAGUCAGAAAAGAAUCACGAGAAGAGGCAACUGAAACAGGAAAAACUAGCCCACCUGAAAAGGCUGAAAAAGUAGAAAGUAAAGAAAAACCCAUAGUUAAAAAAGAUAAAUUGGCAAAAACUGAGACAAGGCUUUCUGUGGCAGAAAAAGAUCUGUCAGCUAAGGAACAGCAGCUUGUGAAAUCUGAAGCUGCUGAAAAACAAGCAGCAGAUGUCAAACCAAAAGUAAUAAAGGAGAAGCAUGUGAGAAAGGAAGUGAAAGUAAAAUCUGAAGAAAAGCAGGAGGAGAAAAUCAAACCAAAGAAAGAGGUAUCUAAGAGAGAAGAAAAAAUGCCUGCUAAAAGGGAGGAAAAGUCUAAAAAGGAAGAUGUCAAGAAAGAUGUGAAAAAAGAAUCUAAAAAAGAAUCAAAGAGAGACAUUCCCCCUAAAGAAGCUAAAAAAGAAGAGAAAAAGGAAAUUAAAAAGGAAGAAAAGGAAUCCAAGAAAGACUCCAAGAAGCUUCUUAAAGAAACAAAGAAAACAUCUGCUUCUUUGCCUGACUCAAAAAAGACUGCAACAAAGCCCAAGACACAAAAGAAGGAAGAGUCUGUUAAAAAAGAAAGUGGAAUUCUUGGGAAACCAAAGGAAAAAGUUAAAAGCAAGCCAGUGAAGAAAGAGACAAAGGUUACUGAAACACCAGUUGCAAUGGCGGCUUUGGGAGCUGUCACUGCAGCAGUAGCAGCUGUAGGUGUAGCAGCUACUGGAAAAGAACUUGAGGCUGAGAGAUCACUUAUGUCUUCACCAGAGGAUUUAACAAAAGAUUUUGAAGAGUUAAAGGCUGAAGAAGUUGAAGUUGUGAAAGAAUCAAAGCUUCAGGUAGACAUAAUAGAAAAUGAAGGGAAAUUAACUGAUAUAGAACAAAAAGAGGAUUAUGAAGUUCACAAAGAAAAAACAGAAGGGCCAGCAGAUUCUCCAGACGAGGGAAUAACUACCACUGAACCUGAGGGAGAAUGUGAACAAACUCCCGAGGAACUGGAGCCUGUAGAAAAGGACAAGGUUGAUGACAAUGAAAAGUUUGAAGAUGAAGGAACAGGUUUGGAAGAAUCUUCUGAGGCUGGUGACUAUGAAGAAAAGGCUGAGACUGAGGAAGCCGAACAGCAAGGUGAGGAAGAAGAGGCACUGCUGGGCAUCAAAAAGCAAGGCACAAAGGAUAUAGUAGAAACUCAGGAAACUGAAAAAGCAGUUACUGGAGUUCAUGGGUAUGAAAAAAUGAAAGCUCUAAAGUACGAUGAAAAGGCAGAAUUUAGAAUGGAAGGUGAAGAGCACAAUAAAGAAAAUGCAGAUGAAGCAUUUGAAAAAGCAGAAACAGAAGAGACUGAGGAGGAAGUUGAGGAAGAAGACAAAACCGAGGAUGUCAGAGAUGAGGAAGAGGAAACCGAAAAAAUAGAGGCUGAAGAAGAUUAUGUUAUGGCUGUGGUGGAUAAAGCUGCAGAAGCUGGGGAGAUUGAUGAUAAAUAUGGCUUGCAUAUAACCACUCCAACAAAGCAAUCAGAACCUCAGUCUCCAGCUAAGGAACCAGCAUCUUCCAUUCAUGAUGAAACUUUACCUGGUGGUUCAGAAAGUGAAGCAACCGUUUCAGAUGAAGAAAACAGAGAAGACCAGCCUGAAGAAUUCACUGCAACUUCAGGUUACACACAGUCAACUAUUGAAAUAUCCAGUGAGCCAACUCCAAUGGACGAAAUGUCAACUCCAAGGGAUGUGAUGAGUGAUGAAACUAAUAAUGAAGAAAGUGAAUCGCCUUCCCAAGAAUAUGUUAACAUUACUAAGUAUGAGUCGGCAUCAUACUCUCAAGAGUUCACUAGGCCUAAACUUUCUCCACUGCCUGAUGCUUUCAAUGGGUUAUCUGAAUGCUCUAAAACAGAUGCCACCGAAGGAAAAGACUACAAUGUUUCAGCUUCUACCAUUUCACCACCUUCUUCCCUAGAGGAAGACAAAUUCAGCAAAUCUUCCUUACAAGAUGCGUAUAACCAACGAGAAGACAAAGUUAAAAGUACAAAUAAAUUAGAAAUUUCAGAAGUUUUAGAUGAGAAGCAUAGCCCAACUAGAAGUCCAGAUGAAAGUCCAACCCCUCUAUCACCUGUUGCUAAAACACCUCUCAGUGAACGUUGUGUGAACUUUUCUCUGACGCCUAAUGAGAUUACGGUGGCAACUGAAACUGCAGCUCUUACCGCACUGCCUGAUAAGCAUCACGAAAUCCAUGAAGAGCAGUGCCCCAGUCCUGAUGAUAAAACAUUAGAAGUGGUAUCUCCUUCACAAUCAGCUGUUGGUAGUGCUGGUCAUACACCCUAUUAUCAGUCUCCUACAGAUGAAAAGUCAAAUAAUCUGCCAUCUGAAAUGCCUGUAAAAGCAUCAGAAGCACCAAUAUGCUUUGAAGUUAGUGAUGCCAAAGAUGAUAUUGCAAAACACAGGAUAAGUCCAAUGGAUGAACCAGUGCCUGACUCUGAAUCACCUUUUGAAAAAGUGCUUUCCCCUUUGCGAAGCCCACCACUGAUCGGUUCAGAGUCUCCAUAUGAUAUAUUUUUGAGUGCUGAUGUAAAAUCUCCAGCCAGAGAAACUGGAAGUCCUUUUGAAAAAAAAAGUGAAACAGAUGGGUCUCCUUUGCAGAAGAGCCCAGUUUCUGAAAUUAGUUCUAUGAGUGUUUUCCAGGAAAAGCAAGUGGAAAAAGAGAUGCAGGUUAUACCAUCAAAAUCAGAUUUUGACCUAGAAAAGAAAAAAGAUUAUUUAGAAUCUUCAGAAACUCAGUCUGCAUUGGUUUUGGAUGAAAGGAAGCUAGGAGAUAUUUCUCCUACACAGGUAGAUAUUAGUCAUUUCAGCUGCUUCAAAGAAGACACCAAAAUGUCAAUUUCAGAAGGUACAGUCUCUGAUAAGUCUGCUACACCUGUCGAUGAAGUUGUUGCAGAAGACACUUAUUCGCAUAUUGAAGGAGUGGCAUCUGUUUCCACAGCAUCAGUUGCUACUAGUUCAUUUCCAGAACCAACUACUGAUGAUGUAUCUCCUUCACUGCAUGCUGAGGUAGGAUCUCCUCAUUCUACUGAAGUAGAUGAUUCUCUUUCUGUAUCUGUUGUACAAACACCAACAACAUUUCAGGAAACCGAAAUGUCUCCAUCUAAAGAAGAGUGCCCAAGACCUAUGUCCAUUUCUCCUCCAGACUUCUCCCCUAAAACAGCAAAAUCAAGGACGCCUAUACAAGAUCAUAGGUCCCCUGAACAAUCUACGAUGUCAGUAGAAUUCGGUCAAGAUUCUCCUGAGCAGUCUUUGGCGAUGGACUUCAGCAGACAGUCUCCUGAACAUCCCACAAUGGGUGCUGCAAUGCAUCAUAUAUCUGAAAAUGGACCAACUGAAGUAGAUUUUAGCCCAUCAGACAUACAGGAUCACUCUUUCCCACAUAAAAUAUCACCCACAGAGCAAGCAAGUUAUGGCCAUGAAAAAGAUAUUUCAGAAAUUAUUUCUGUAUCUCAGAUAGAAGCUUCACCCUCUUCUUCCUCUGCUCAUACACCGUCACAGGCAAGUUCUCCACUGCAGGAAGAAAGUGUUUCAGGCAUUACACAGCCAUGUGAAAUGCCACUGCACUCUGCGUUCCCAUUAGAAAAAGUGCACAGCUUGGGAGAAAAACUUUCACCAAAGUCUGACUUAUCUUCAUUAACCCCACGGGAAUCAUCUCCUCUAUACUCACCUAGUUUCUCAGAUUCCCCUCCUGUGAUGAAAGAAACUGCUGCUUGCUAUUCACCUUCAUUAUCAUUGCAUAUGUCCCCAGAUAAAUCAUUAGGCUAUCAUACCUCAGUAGUUCAAGAUCCUCUAAUGGACCAUAGUCAAGAGUUCUUAGCCUGUUCAGAACAGGAAUAUGUUAAGAAAAUAGCCAUGUCACCUGAGGCUCUUAGUUACUCUUAUGACACAACUGGAAAAACCACCAGAUCACCUGAGGCUAUUAACUAUUCCUAUGAGAAAACAGAAAAAGUCAGUGGAUCCCCUGAAGCCCUUGACUAUUCCUAUGUAACAUCUGGGAAAAUCACAAGAACACCAGAGGAUGAUAGUUACUUCUAUGAAAAAAACGAAAAAGCUAUCAAGUCACCAGAACCCUUUGAUUAUUCCUUUGAGAAAACCACUAGAUCUUCCGAGACUGUCAGUUACUCUUAUGAAACCACUGGAAGAAGCAGCAAAUCACCCGAGACUGUCACAUAUUCAUAUGAAAUGUCUGGGAAGACCACCAGAUCACCUGACACUGCUACUUACCACUACGAGACUGAUAGGUACUUUGUUUCUGAAAAACCAGAAACCCGUCAAGAUGUCGAUUUAUGCUUGGUUUCUUCCUGUGAAUACAAGCAUCCCAAGACAGAGCUUUCACCUUCCUUUAUCAAUCCUAAUCCCUUAGAGUGGUUUGCAAGUGAAGAGCAGUCUCAAGAACAAGAGAAGCCAUUAACUCAGUCUGGAGGUGCACAACCCCCUUCAGGAGGGAAGCAGCCAACACGCCUGUGUGGUGAAACUCCUCCAACCUCAGUCAGUGAAUCUGCUCCAUCACAGACCGACUCAGAUGUACCUCCUGAAACGGAAGAGUGCCCUUCUAUUACAGCAGAUGCUAAUAUUGACUCUGAAGAUGAAUCGGAAACUAUUCCAACAGAUAAAACAAUUACAUAUGAACAUAUAGAUCCUCCUCCAGUCCCACUGCAAGAUCGCAGCCCUUCACCACGGCACCCUGAUGUCUCAAUGGUAGAUCCAGAAGCAUUGCCUAUUGAUCAGAACUUAAGUAAACCUCUGAGGAAAGAUCUGAAAGAGAAGACAAAAACUAAGAAGCAGGGCACAAAGACCAAGUCUUCUUCUCCCUCCAAGAAGAGUGACAGCAAAUCAAAGCAGAUUGCUUCACCAAAGCCUGGUGGGUUGAAGGAAUCAUUGGAUAAAGUUUCCAGAACAGCUUCUCCAAAGAAGAAGGAAUCUGUGGAGAAAGCUGCCAAAAACAUCUCCACUCCAGAAAUAAAAUCUUCUCGUACUGAGGAAAAAGACAAGGAAACUAAGAAUAUAACCAACACUACUGCAUCAAAGUCUGCAAAGACUGCAACUGCAGGACCUGGAAAUGGAAAGCCAACAAAGUCUAUAGCUGUGCCUCCAGGACCUCCGGUGUAUUUGGAUCUGGUCUAUAUUCCCAACCAUAGCAAUAGCAAGAAUGUUGAUGUAGAAUUUUUCAAGAGGGUGAGGUCCUCCUACUAUGUAGUGAGUGGGAACGACCCUACAGCUGAAGAACCAAGCAGGGCUGUCUUGGACUCCCUGUUGGAGGGCAAAGCUCAGUGGGGAAGCAACAUGCAGGUGACCUUAAUUCCAACCCAUGACUCAGAGGUGAUGAGGGAAUGGUAUCAAGAGACCCAUGAGAAACAACAGGACCUUAACAUCAUGGUUUUGGCAAGCAGCAGCACUGUUGUUAUGCAAGACGAAUCUUUCCCUGCAUGCAAGAUUGAACUGUAAAAAAAAAAAGCAAUGCAUCGCAACCUUAAACUUUGUUUCCAGAAAUUCUUCAAUUUGAAAACACCUUUUCUAAAAAUGUAAUCCAUCUAACUCAGCUGCUGAACUAUAUAUAUAUAUAUAUACCUGCCAAAUGCUAUACUGUAUCACAGUGAUGCAAGUCACUAAUCUUUUUUCAGUCUUUGCUGAUUGCUAAGGGAAAUGACAGUAUUCCCACCGUAGGGUUCAAAUUACUGCAAAAACUGCAGAUCCAGGUUCAUCUCCACUGAAUACUUGGAAACCAUGCACUAGAAAACACUGCUGACUUCUGCCAGGUAGGGGCAUUUGCCCUUGAUAGAAACACUGGGAGAGAAAGUGUGUGAGUGAGAGAGAGGUAGAGGAGAAUAAAAUAAUCAGUUCUGCAUUACAGUCAAAGCAGCAAUCCGUAGUAUUGCCUCCUGUAGUCUGCCAUCAUGUAAAAAGAAAGAUUAAUGGUUGCAUCCGUUUGAGUUCUCACAAGAGCGGGAAUUUUUAGUUUAGUAACAAAUUAGCUAGAAAAUUAAGUGAAACUGAGCGUGGCUUUGAAGGGACAUAAUCCAGAACACACACUUGCCAUAAGCAACUUCACUUUUAACGCUUCAUUCUCGGGUAACAUAAUUCUCUUAGGCAAUAUAUGCAAGUAGUUUGAACCCCAUUCAGUACUAUACACUUGUUUCCUUUUAACAUGCAAAUAUUUGCUCUAAGGCAUGCUCCCAGUGAAAA
Molecule: messenger RNA, 7887 nt
Organism: Euleptes europaea (tarantolino)
Lineage: Eukaryota; Metazoa; Chordata; Lepidosauria; Squamata; Sphaerodactylidae
Gene: MAP1B
Product: microtubule associated protein 1B
Exons: 7
Coding region: 1-7149 (2382 amino acids)
Biological process (GO): microtubule cytoskeleton organization; regulation of microtubule depolymerization; axonogenesis
Cellular component (GO): synapse; neuronal cell body; cytosol
Molecular function (GO): microtubule binding; actin binding
Source: RefSeq, a predicted model, not a curated record